This is a messenger RNA of Neolamprologus brichardi, 1131 nucleotides long. The record is from RefSeq and is a predicted model, not a curated record. NCBI's taxonomy places the organism in Eukaryota, Metazoa, Chordata, Actinopteri, Cichliformes, Cichlidae.
CAGGAAGGACCUGCAGUGGAUUCUGGCGAACACCUACGUGCCAUCACUCAUUCAAGAUGGUCCACAGUGUGGUCUGGUGGCUUUGUGGAUGGCUGCUCACCUACGGCAGCCGCGGCUGAGUGUCGACAUGGAGACGGUGGUUCAGACAGCUCUGAGCAGGGGAUACACGGCUCAGGGCGAAAUGUUCUCGGCUGACAAUAUGGCCCUGCUGGCAGAAGAGGUGUGUGGCUGCAAGGCCAAGCUCCUUUCAGGGGGUCUGAGUGGUAAUAAUGCUGCAGCCAUCAUCUCACACCUGUGGGGGAGACAGCCUGUUCUCAUCCCCUAUGACGAGGAUUACAACCAUGAGCCGUGCCAGCGUAGUGGCCACAGAGCACACUGGGCAGUUGCUUCAGGCGUUCUCCUCGGUGUGGACCAGGGGAGUGUGAGUAAAGAGCACGCUCAGCCUGAUCCCUCUCUGCCGUGGCUCUACCUCGCCGCCGACAGCAGCUCAUCUUGUCCUGCCGGCAGCACGGCACUCAGAGAUGUUUACAUCCUCGCUAAGCAAGGUAAAAGCUUGCGCUACCAGCUGUGGAGUUUGGACACUGUAGCUCAGAGCAAUGAGCAGCUGAGGAUGAUGGACCCUCAGAGAGCCAGUGAUGGCACCAAGUAUGUGGUUCCCAAAGGAGGGGUGGAGGCCGGUCUGGCUGGAAAGGCGGUGAUGCUCCACACAAGGUCCACACAGUGAAGCAGACACACAUUAUGUAUGUAAUUAAAAGGGCUUUAAAGUAAGGGUUAUCAGGGAGAAGCCACGCCCACAUGUUCAGCCAUGCUCUGGUCAGUUUUUGUAAAAUGUGUAGUCGUCUUAUAAUUUUCCACUAACAAGGAUUGUGUCAGUUUAACUGUAAAAGCUAUAUAUAUAUAUUUUUUUUAGAAUAUCCACAAUUUAUUUGGAGAGGAACAGUGUUUAUGUAAUUUUUGCCUGUUACACCACCUUAAUGGAUUUUAAAAUAAACAGUUAAGGAGACAGGCCGUGUAAUUUCUCUGGAGGAAUUUGUUUGGAACAUUUAUUUUUUCGAACCAAGCUCAAUCUUUCCAAUUGAAUCAAUCAGAUCACUGCUUUUGGCAAAAAGCAUGCUCAUAGCACAGUACCGA